Molecule: messenger RNA, 4626 nt
Organism: Syngnathus acus (greater pipefish)
Lineage: Eukaryota; Metazoa; Chordata; Actinopteri; Syngnathiformes; Syngnathidae
Gene: haspin
Product: histone H3 associated protein kinase
Exons: 17
Coding region: 110-3517 (1135 amino acids)
Biological process (GO): protein phosphorylation; intracellular signal transduction; mitotic cell cycle
Cellular component (GO): cytoplasm; nucleus
Molecular function (GO): ATP binding; histone H3T3 kinase activity
Source: RefSeq, a predicted model, not a curated record
UACUGUUUGAACGAGGAGCGGGUAACACGGGUAAAAUUGAGCUAAUGAUGAGAGCUGUCGGAAUGUAAGCAAAUGGUCAUAAAUAAGUAUUUCAUAAGUAUUCAUCGAAAUGACCACCGCGAAGCCAAUUUUUAUGCGGACUUACGGGAAGACAACGCGAAAACUGACGCCUUGGAUUUCACCGAAGAAUCACAAGCAGGCCUUUGAUAGCUCCUUGUCUUCAGACGAUUCCUUGGUUGAACUUGAUAAAUUCACAAAAACCAGAAAAAGAAAAGUCUCAGUCGCAGCAGCACUCACAAGAGGGAAGAAGAGAUUGAUUAUCAGCGAGAGCGAGGAUGAUCUGUCAUUUUCUGUGCAUUGUCAGAAAGUGCAACUUGAAAGCCAUCCAACUUCCAAAGCAAAGAAAGGUGCUUCCAAGGCAAAGAAGGUCCGCCCAAUGAGGGGGAAAUUGAAAGAGGACAGCACUGAUGAAGAUAUUUUCAGCGUGCCCUUCCCCUCCUGCCCUCAACCUGUUCGACGGAAUAGAGCAACCAGGAAACUAGCACCAGCCAAAGCAGCGGUCACAUUUAGACGGGAGGAGCAGCGUCCGAUUAGUACCGAGAGCAAUGAAGAUCUGUCUCCUCCAGCAAAAAGAAACAAAAAUCCACUUCAAAUCAACACUACUUCCAAUCUUCCACAUGUUUCGCCAGGCUGUUUUGUGACUCGACGUCGCCCCAUCACCACUAAAGUCCAAGCCUCAAAGGUCAAGGUCUUCAACUCUUUGGAAGAUUUCACCUCUGGAGAGGAAAGUCAAGUUUGCCUUCCUAGCAAGAAGAAAAGAGUCCCUCUGGCAAUUCUAGAGUCAAGUUUGGAGAAUUCCACCAGCAACUUGGAUGCUGACGCCUUGCAAAACAUUCUCCCUAAUGAUUCAGCAGGAGAUCACAGCCUUGGGACCCGCCCCAGGAAGCCCAUAUUUUGCUCCACGCCCUCAGUCAGACUGUCCAGCAAACGGCCCCGUAUUGCUCCGGUGACAAAUGAGUCCCCGAACCCCACGUCCUUGUCCGUCAGCCGCAUAAGUGCAAACGCAUGCCAAGAAGACCAGGACUCUCCAAGUCAGCCAUGUUGUUCACCACCCAUAGUACUCCACUCCAACAAUAAGCAGCAGUCAAGGCUCAGUGAACCGAAUGAACAAGCAUGCCCGCCUUUCCAUGAAGGACAUUCAGAGGAGCUUUUUACACACCCAUUGAGUAUGAACACAACAAAUCGAGACGGCAAGAGGAAAACCGAUGGGGCAAGCCUCCAUUUGCUGACUGCAGACAAUUGUUCGGUGUCCAUGGUGGAAGACUUGCUCUCAUUGACUGAAGUUUUGAAGGAGGAGUGUUUGGCCCAGCCCUGCACUGUGAGAAUGACGAGACUAGACAGCUCAACUGUGAGGCUAUUUUGCAACCAGACCACCGACUCCUCCUGCCUUGCUGAUCUUAGCUCGGCUCACAGAAGUCCAACUCCUGAGCGGCAUCCCAUUUGCGUGGAUAUGUUAUCAUCAGAACAGUCAUACCGGUCUAGUUUAGCUGCUACUGAAGAUCAAACUUGUGAGCUGUCAACCACUGGGACUGAGCCAGAGUCCCAAACUUCAGAUAUUUCCGUCAGCCUUGCACUGUCACAGUUGCUUUCUGCAGAAAGUGAUUUUAAGGAGGGGUCAACAUCAGCGCACACCGAGUCCAGUAACUUUGAAUCUUUUACUUGUGCACAAUUAACAGCCAGCUCUUCCGGGAAAAUGUCACCAAGGGAACAGAAUGACACUUUUCAAGGAAAAAAUUGCAAAGUUGUGCUUCAAAGGUUUGGGUUGGAGGAAAUUCAAAGAACAAUCGCUCAAAGAUUGUCUGUUGAACGACAACACAACACUUCCAAGGGAGAAAGCCUAACUGACCAAUUUACAGUCAGAUUACAGAGACUGACUUUAACACAACUGAAGGAGCUGCAGCAAAAAGGCACCAAAUGUCAAUCAUCCACAAGUGGUUCGGAUUCGACCUCCUCUGGUUCAGACAAGGUUUUGGGCUCGGACAGAGAAGCCAUUGAAAAACCCUCCAAAGUUGACCAACGUGCUUCCCGUCCGGUUGGUAAAAAGAAGAAGAAGAAGAAAAAGAGCCCUUCAACGGGCCGGCCGGGCACAACUCGAAAGGCAUGCGUCAGUGGUCUGAGCGUGAGUCGCUGGAAGAACGACAGCAGAUUGCAAGCGCCGCGCACGUUCAAGAGGAAGAGUGCAAGGAGGGCUGCCGACUGCACCAUCAGCGAUCUCAUCUCAUCUGAACCCGCUGACAUCCAGGGGCUUUUAUUGAAUUUCUCCACCCCAGUGAGGAUGUGCCCCCUCAACAUGUCAUCACUGCUGGACGAUGACACGCCGCGCACGCAGCACUGGAAUCGAUUCAAAUCGUCUCUCUCCAUUCACCGCAAAGUGCUGCUAACGCCACAGAGUUGUAAAAGGCCAGUGCCAAGAGACAUCAGUCUGCUAGAUUUGUCAGAUGCGAAGAAGGUGUACGCUGAGUGCGGACAGCCGGGUUCGCUGCCCUGGAAGGAAUGCUUUUCCGCUCUUCAGAUGAAACAAUGCGUCAAGAUUGGGGAGGGUACAUUUGGUGAGGUCUUCUCCACCAGCAACUCGUCAGGAGAAACGAUUGCUCUUAAAGUCAUUCCAUUGGAGGGCAGUGAGAAGGUGAAUGGGGAAGACCAGAAGACUUUUGGGGAGAUCCUUCAUGAGAUUAUUAUCUCCAAGGAGCUGAGCAGCCUGAAAGACAAGCAUGAUAAUCAGACCAGCUGCUUCAUUGGACUUAAUAAUCUCCACUGUGUCCGAGGCUGCUACCCGCCCGAAUUCCUGAAGGCCUGGGACAACUUUGAUCGGAAAAAGGGCUCUGAGAAUGACAGACCAGAUUUAUUCCAAAAUGACCAGUUGUUCAUCAUCCUGGAGUUUGAGUUUGGUGGUGUCGACCUCGAGAACAGCAAUGGAACGUUAUCAUCGUUGGUGGUGGCAAAAAGUAUUCUCCAUCAAGUGACCGCUGCUCUGGCUGUGGCUGAGCAGCAGCUGCACUUUGAACACAGGGACCUUCACUGGGGCAACGUGCUGGUCAAAACGACAAAGGAGAAGACAGGAAGCUUCCUUUUCAAUGGAGCACCACACUCUUUGGAAACAAAAGGCGUGUUUGUACGCAUUAUUGACUACUCUCUUUCCAGACUGGAAAUCGAUGGUCUGACAGUGUCCUGUGACAUCUCAAAUGAUGAGGAGCUCUUCAUGGGUCAGGGAGAUUACCAGUUUGACAUCUAUAGACACAUGAGAGAAGAGAAUGGUAACGACUGGAACAGCUACCACCCUCAUUCCAACGUGUUGUGGCUCCACUACUUGUGCUCCAAGUUGCUCUCCAUGAGGUACCGUGGAACAGGCGGGAAGAGCAGCAAAGACGCCCUGAAGGAGCUCACGCAUUUUAAGGACACUGUCCUGCAGUUCACUUCUGCAACUGAAGCACUCCAAACAUGCCCCAUGUUUAAGUAAGAGGUCAAUGUGUAAAGACAGAACUGCAAACAUUUUGGAACUUUUGAACAGACAGACACAUCAUUGGCCUUUAGCGGAUAAGAAAACAUCAAGAAGAAUCAAGUACAAAAACAAAAUAUUUAUUCAAUUUGUUCAUUAAGACUAUUGUACAUUUUUGCAUCAAAACAACCUUCAUUUUCGGAUGGUAAGUGAAAAGUGUGCGUGUCCAUAUUAAUGAGGAUCUCGAUUGAAUACAUCAAAUGCCUCCAUAGUUGAAGAGACACUUGGUUCGACGACAUCCCGAGAUUUGCCUUCAAUAACCAUGUGAUCAUAUGGAAGCAAAUGUUGCGUUGAAAAAGGAAGACUGUUUAGAAAAAAAAACACACAUGGGGACAUUUCCGACAACACAAACAAGAUCCAAGAGGCCGAGAAGAGGUCAGGCAUGUGUUUUGAGAAGCACUUUUUGGUUGAGCUUUGAGGCAAUGUUGGAGAUGGCCUUGCUGGUGAUGAGCCCACGAGUCUGUUGGAUGAGCACUCCACCAAUUUGAUACCGCUUGGCGAAAAAGGAUUCAUAUCAAUGCAACAGAACCAGAUAAACAUAUUUUCGGCAAAAUCCAUGCAACCUUAUUUCACAGUACUACGUGACCAACUGGAGUGUCUGUGUGGAGUUGUGUGCAGCGAUCCGUCCGACGGCAUCGUCGUUCCAUCACAUCCACACCACUUGCGGUUUCAUUUUCCUCGUAUUUGACCACAUGAAAAAUGGGCGGAGCUCCCAGUCGAGUGUGUGUACGUGCACGCACGUGUGUAGCAAAAGCGAUGAACUGUUGACUGUUAUGUUUGUGCUCAGAAAGAGAAGUAUUUGGUGAACCACUCUUGUUUCAGCCCCUCAGUGCCUCUCGGCUCCAUAUAAGGCCCCCUAAAACAUGAAGAAAAAAAAGGGGUUAAUUUUAAUCUGUGUAUCAUUUGUUCUUUCCAACCAAUAAAGACAAAUGGCACAUAUUUCACAAUUCAUUGUAGGACCAAAUUGCAAAAUAUCUUUUAGGCAGUGGAUCAUGACGAAAAUUAAUUUCUACAUCUCUGUAUUCGGCAUCCUGUCUGUAAUCAUUCAAUAAAAACAAGCAUACAUUUAA